ACGACUUUUAGCUUGAUCUGAAUGAGCAGCAAUCGCCAGCUUGUCUCAGUCGCGAAUACAAUAUGGACGAGAGACCGCAUGCACAUGAAAUAUUGGUCGCCAAACCAAGCCGCUACAACCAAUAUGAUGCAGCACCCGGCAGCAGUAGCAGGGGAUAUGGUUGCAUUGAAAGAGAAGUGGACAAUGAUCCCAAUAGACCUGAUGCAGUCGAAUCACCUGCGAAUCCAUGCUCUCACCUGAGAUUUUUUCUACUGGAACCGUUGAUAUUGAUAUUGCUCUUUGCAUAUAAUUUAUCAGCUACCGUGCUCCAAUCGCAAAUCAUCUAUCAAAGCUGCACAGCUGGCUUGGGCUACACAAAAGCGGUUUGCAGUCUGCUGGGCACAAAAAAUUCAACAAAUGAGACGAAAAUAAUUGAGCAAGAGGUUCAGCCGUACGCAGCACAUAUAUUUCUCGCCAUAAAGAUUCUGGAGUCACUUCUACCGGCAUUUUGUGGUUUGUUUGUUGGCGGUCUAGCAGACCGAUAUGGCAGGAAGCCUCUAUUGCUCGCCUCCUUCUUCGGGUAUGUGCUGCAGUAUAGUUUAUCAGCAUGUAUUGCCUAUAUAGCCAUACAAUUGGAUGGCAUGGUUAGUCCUUGGUACUAUUUGAUUACCAUAAUACCGAUAUCGCUGAUAGGCAGCACCGUCACCACAACCACGGCAGCACUUUGCUUUAUAGGCGAUGUAUCCACCGGCAAAAUUAGAUCUUACAGAAUGAUCGCCUAUGAGAUGAGCAUCUAUGUGGGCUUACUCCUGGGCAGCUUUGCCGCCGGCUACAUUUAUGACGCCACCAAUGCUUUUACCAUCUUUGUCAUCUCGGCUGCAUCCAUACUCUUUGCCCUGUUACUGAUGGCAGCCCUGCUGCCAGAGAGUCUGCAGAAUAGGCAGCGCUCUCAAGGUUUUGCACUUAAGGAUUUGUGGGACACCAGUUUUAGGAGACGUGAACACUCAGAUCGUUCCAUACUCAUAUUGCUGAUGUGUGUGUUGCUGCUAGCGACUUUCGUAAAUGAUGGCAGCAAUUCGGUGUUUUAUAUGUUUAUGCGUGAAAAGUUCCAUUGGACAGUGCGGGAGUUUACCAACUACGAGUCUGUCAGCAUAUUGGUGCCAGCUGUUGCCGGAUCUGGUGGCAUUCUAUUUCUCUGGUCGCUGCGGCAGUGCAUCAAAUCAGCAACUCUUUGGUUGGCCCUCAUCUCGCUGCUGAGUCAUGUCUCGAGCAGUCUGAUGAAGGCUUUUGCCUUUGUCGACUGGCAAAUCUAUCUGGCCAUUGGUUUGGGUGUAUUUAAGUCAAUGGUGAAUCCCAUGUGUCGCACAAUGAUAACAAAUCUCUUGCCAGACGUUGAGAGAGGCAAAAUAUUUGGUUUGCUCGGCGUGCUGCAGUCCCUUUCCCCGCUCGCCUCCUCGACUCUUUACAUCUUAUUUUAUACAUUAACUUUGAGUAGUGUGCCGGGUUUCUUUAACCUAAUCAGCGCCAAUUUGUAUGGACUUGCGAUUGUUUUGCUGCUUUUUGUCUGUCGCAAAAAAACAAACAAUUCUGAACACUACGAACAGAUUUUCAAGUGAUGCCCCCCUAUGUAUUAUAAUUUUUGUUAAAUAGUAAGAAAAAAAGUUAAUUUUUACCAGUCAUUCGACCAUUCGCACAUCAAUUAUACAAAUUGAAUGAUGCUUGUAAUAAUAUGGCACACGGAAUUACCUACUUACAUAUUUGCACAUAAUAAAUAGCGAAAUGUGUGAACUGUGAAUGUA
Messenger RNA from Drosophila grimshawi, 1778 nucleotides. RefSeq names its product tetracycline resistance protein, class C. NCBI's taxonomy places the organism in Eukaryota, Metazoa, Arthropoda, Insecta, Diptera, Drosophilidae. Gene Ontology annotation, cellular component: membrane. Bases 63 to 1595 code for a protein of 510 amino acids. The record is from RefSeq and is a predicted model, not a curated record. Gene Ontology annotation, molecular function: transmembrane transporter activity. Gene Ontology annotation, biological process: transmembrane transport. The transcript is spliced from 8 exons.